AUGGCGGCUCGUGUCCUUUCUGUCUGUGUCUGCCGCCUACCUGCCCUCGCCUUUCAUGCCCCUGCCCCAGCUUCCCACACAGGCCUUGGUCCAGCCACUGUCUACCCUGAGGGAACCCGGAGGAGGUCCGGGACUCUGCAUCCCACCCUGGUCCUCACGCUGGUGCCUAGAAGGGUCACACACUUGUGCGGCCAGUACAGUGGCACACCCCCUUUGAUGUUGGAGGGAAUUAAGGACCAAGUGCUGUAUGUCUUGAAACUCUAUGACAAGAUUGACCCAGAAAAGCUCUCAGUAAAUUCUCAUUUUAUGAAGGACCUGGGCUUAGACAGUUUGGACCAAGUGGAGAUUAUUAUUAUGGCCAUGGAAGAUGAAUUUGAAAUUUCUGAUAUAGAUGCAGAGAAGUUAAUGUGUCCACAAGAAAUUGUAGAUUACAUUGCAGAUAAGAAGUAUGUAUAUGAAUAA
Molecule: messenger RNA, 462 nt
Organism: Arvicola amphibius (Eurasian water vole)
Lineage: Eukaryota; Metazoa; Chordata; Mammalia; Rodentia; Cricetidae
Product: acyl carrier protein, mitochondrial-like
Exons: 1
Coding region: 1-462 (153 amino acids)
Biological process (GO): fatty acid biosynthetic process
Cellular component (GO): mitochondrion
Molecular function (GO): acyl binding; acyl carrier activity
Source: RefSeq, a predicted model, not a curated record